AUGGCAGAGAACGUGCCGCCGUCUUCCACAGCCGCAGGCACUGCGACUGCAGACCAACCGGGUCGGCCAUACUACGAGUCGCUACGCACGUCACUUCGUCAAACGCUGGAAAAGAAGCGGAAGCUCGACGAGCAGUUGGCUGCAUUGGAGGAUAACAUCUUCAAAACCGAAGGCAACUACUUGGAAGAGACAGCCAACUCUGGUAAUAUCAUACGCGGCUUCGAUGGGUGGGUGAAAGGUGUGCAGGUCGGCGGCAGAGGUGGUGAUGAUAGACGGCGAGGCAGAGUGAGGGACGAGGACAGGAUGUUCAGUCGCAGCUCUGUUAGCUGGAUGAGGGCACAGGAUGGUCCGGACUCCAAUACACCUUCACAUGCCGCGACACCUACUGCCAGCUUCCCACCACCACUAUCGACACGCGGUAGUGAGGCUGGCGCGUCGGCCGCGACCACGAAAGCUGGCAAUAAGAAGAAGCGUCCGACGGAAAAGGACGAUGAGGAGGAUGGCAAGGCUUCGAAACGCGGAAAGAUCACGUAUGCACGUGACUGA
Molecule: messenger RNA, 546 nt
Organism: Recurvomyces mirabilis
Lineage: Eukaryota; Fungi; Ascomycota; Dothideomycetes; Mycosphaerellales; Teratosphaeriaceae
Exons: 2
Coding region: 1-546 (181 amino acids)
Cellular component (GO): NuA4 histone acetyltransferase complex
Source: RefSeq, a predicted model, not a curated record